AUGGCACUAAAGAUACAGCCACUGCACCCCGAGGCAAAGACCCCUGUUCUAGGGAGCAGUGGGGCCGCAGGAUUUGACGUUUUCUGUGCCGGAGCACCUAUCCUCAGACCAGGACCGGAUGUUGUGAAGCGUUUUGAGGAUGUGCCAGAAUGUUUGAAAUACUUCUAUCAAGGGAAGGUGCCAGAGUUGGGGGCUUCUACACCCGAUUUUGACCAUAUCUGUCAGCGCUUCAGCAACACGUUCCACUUCGCCACCCUGUAUGACACAAACCAUCGCAUCGCCGUCUACUCUGCCUAUCAAUUCCAGCACAGUGACGGAGGCGGCAGGGAGAAUAGGUGGUUUGUAGAGCCUCAGCUGGUGAACAAGUCCUGGAAAGCAGAGAUGGAGGAAGGGGGCUUGCUGGAGAAGGACUACCCUGGGGUCUACCAAGGAGCGAAACAGGCUCUGAAUGAGGAUUACACUGGCUCCGGCUUCGACCGAGGUCACCUCAACCCCAAUGGACACCACGCAGUCCCUAGCCGCAAUGCCACCUUCACCCUGACCAACGUGGUCCCUCAGAACCGCAAGCUGAACCAGAACGCCUGGAGCACCUACGAGUCCGAUCUCACCAAACUUUUCCGAUCUCACAACUGCUUCGUGCUGGUCGGCGCCGUUCCCUCCAAAGACAACUGGAUCGUGAAAAACAACGUGAACCGUGUCAACAUCCCGGACUACAUUUGGAACGCCUACUGCUGUGUGGACAACAAUGGUCGACCCGUUGAGAGCGGCGCUGGCACCGCGAGGAACACGGAGGACAACCUGGUGGAGAAGCUCUCACUGGAGAAACUGGGAGAAUUCCUCCGUGAGAAAUACAAUAAGGAAGUAGGGGAGCUGUUUGACAACAACUGCAAGGCGAAAGAUAUAGAAAAAAAGGGAUGACAAAAUAAUUUUAAGGGUUGAGUUUCACUCAUUUGUUGACAUGGUGAAAUAAUAUAAAUAAAUGAAAACAAA
Molecule: messenger RNA, 990 nt
Organism: Anoplopoma fimbria (sablefish)
Lineage: Eukaryota; Metazoa; Chordata; Actinopteri; Perciformes; Anoplopomatidae
Product: endonuclease domain-containing 1 protein-like
Exons: 6
Coding region: 1-918 (305 amino acids)
Molecular function (GO): nucleic acid binding; hydrolase activity; metal ion binding
Source: RefSeq, a predicted model, not a curated record